Messenger RNA from Myotis lucifugus (little brown bat), 1393 nucleotides. It is a transcript of the gene ZCCHC9, whose product is annotated as zinc finger CCHC-type containing 9. Lineage: Eukaryota; Metazoa; Chordata; Mammalia; Chiroptera; Vespertilionidae. The transcript is spliced from 6 exons. The coding region runs from base 180 to 992 and encodes 270 amino acids. Gene Ontology annotation, molecular function: nucleic acid binding; zinc ion binding. The record is from RefSeq and is a predicted model, not a curated record.
GCCCCUCGGACGGUGCGGCCAGCCCCGCGCGGCCCUGCCCUGCGAGUAGACCCGGGCGACCCGGGCCCGAUACACAGAGUUUCCCCCUCCCCACGCGCUCGGGGAACUCAUUCAGGCGCGUGCGGUUAAGGGGCGCCCGCACCCCGCACCCAGAUUGAUACCGUACCUCGGAUGAAACCAUGACCAGGUGGGCACGAGUCACUACCACACACAACAAAAGACCCUUGCCUGCAACAUCAUGGGAGGAUAUGAAGAAGGGGUCCUGUGAGGAAAAAAGCCAAAGCCUACCAAAGAGUAAACAGCUUGAAGCCAAUAGGCUGUGCCUUAAAAAUGGUGCACACCAAGCAAAACACAAAAAGAAUAAAAAGAAAAAGGACUACUUAAAUGAAGAUGUGAAUGGAUUCAUGGACUACCUCAGACAAAAUUCACAGAUGGUUCACAAUGGGGAAAUAAUAACAGACAGUCGGGAAGUACGGGAAGAAAUUGAAGUUGCUUUAAAGAAAGAUAGUCGCAGAGAAGGAAGACGGUUAAAGAGACAAGCAGCAAAGAAAAAUGCAAUGGUAUGUUUUCAUUGUAGAAAACCUGGCCAUGGGAUUGCAGAUUGCCCGGCCGCCCUUGAGAAUCAAGAUAUGGGCACUGGAAUAUGUUAUCGGUGUGGAUCUACAGAGCAUGAAAUAACCAAGUGCAAGGCUAAAGUAGAUCCAGCUCUUGGUGAAUUUCCUUUUGCAAAAUGUUUUGUUUGUGGGGAAAUGGGGCACCUGUCCGGAUCUUGCCCUGAUAAUCCCAAAGGAGUCUAUGCUGAUGGUGGCUGCUGCAGACUUUGUGGCUCUGUGGGACAUUUUAAGAAGGAUUGCCCUCAAAGUCAGAAUUCAGAUCGAAUGGUUACAGUUGGUCGCUGGGCAAAGGGGAUGAGUGCAGACUAUGAAGAAAUUUUGGAUGUGCCUAAACCACAGAAACCCAAAACGAAGAUACCUAAAGUUGUUAAUUUUUGAUAAUGACUAGGACUAUCAUAAGUUACCAUCUCAUUGUUAUAUUCUGAACUGGGCCUUCUUCACAAGUUGGAGCUGGGCUCCCUUGGAGAGGCCUAUAUUGUAGAUAUUGGUAUGAUCUGGGGAAGUCAAAUAGUUAACUGAGUUCUGUCCAAGGAGCACUUCUGCCUGGAGAAAAUCACUGAAGAAAAGCAUAAGAUGUUUAAAUUGGAUUCUUUAAAAUAACUUUUUUAGCAGAACUUACGUGUAACUAAGUGGUUAUAGACCUAAUUGUAGCAAUCAUCUUUUUAAAAAAAUAUAUAUUUUUAUUGAUUUCAGAGAGGGAGAGGGAGAGAGAGAUAGAAACAUCAGUGAUGAGAGAGAAUCAUUGAUUGGCUGCCUCCUGCACACCCCCCACUGGAGAU